GAUAGAUUAAAACACAUGGUGAUGGUCGUCGUCGUCCAUCGGCUUGAUCUGGUCGCAUGGAGGUUAUCUAUUUUGCUAUAGAUACAGGGGCGCAGAUAGAAUUUAUUUAUUUUUCAUUUCAAAAGGUUUAGUUUGGAAAAAUAGAAGUUGUGUUUAUUUUUUAGGAAAAGGACAUAAAAAAGGCGUCAUGAUGAUGAUGAGCAUCGUGGCUGUCUGGGAGUAGAUUUGGGGGUGCCUUCAUUAACACGCACAUCAUCAUUAGUAUUAUUACAAACACACAAAGAAUUACUCUUAAAAAUCUAAUCGAGGCGCUCUCUCUCUCGAUUUUUUAUUUUUCUAGUAGUGUUUUAUAAUAUAAAUUAGGGUUUGGGAAUUACGAGCUCCGCCAGUAUUAGGUAUUAGUAGCAGUAGAAGAGGAGGAGGUGGAGGAGGAGGAGUGCGAUUGGAAUUGGAAGAUUGGGGGGGAGACGAAGAGGAUGGAGAACGGUGGUCACGAAAGGAAAUUAGCAGAUAAGCUAUCUGGAUUAUCCUUCAAUAAUAGUAAUGACUCCAGCCAAAACGACAACAACAACAACAACAACAGCUUGUUUCAGGUCAUGAAAGCAGUCGAAGCUGCCGAGGCUACCAUUAGGCAACAGGUGGAAGAGAAUACGCUAUUGAAGUCUGAACUUCAGAGCAAGACUCAGCAACUUGAAAAAUAUAAAAUAGGUGAACCUUUGACUGAAAGGUCUCAUUCUGUUGAUCAAUGGAACGAGCGGGUUCAUCAAUCAGCAUCAUCUGCUGUUGCUGGUGAUCCUACCAGUGUACUGGUUCCCAACAACGGGGAUCCUGCCUCCCAGAGUAAUCUUUGGAAGCAGGAUUUUGCUCUCAAGGUUCGUGAAAAUGAAGAAGAGAUUAUGCAGUUAAGGAAACAUCUUGCUGACUAUUCUGUCAAGGAAGCACAAAUUCGGAAUGAAAAGUAUGUUCUGGAAAAGCGCAUUGCUUACAUGCGACUGGCCUUUGAUCAACAGCAACAAGACCUUGUUGAUGCUGCAUCAAAAGCUCUAUCAUACAGACAAGAUAUAAUCGAGGAGAACAUACGUCUUACAUAUGAAUUGCAAGCUGCACAGCAAGAAAGAUCCGCAUUUGUAUCGUCAUUGCUGCCACUUCUCGCAGAGUAUUCUUUGCAGCCACCAGUUCUUGAUGCUCAGUCUAUUGUUAGCAAUGUCAAGGUGCUGUUCAGACAUCUCCAGGAGAAGCUUAUUCAUACUGAGUCAAAGCUCAAGGAGUCACAGUAUCAAUUGGCACCUUGGCGUUCAGAUGUGAACCACACAAAUUUUGCUCCACAGUCACCUUCUCAUGCUGCUUUGAGCAAAAGUGGGCUUGAAUUGGUGCCACAGCCAUCAUAUUCCCAUGGAAAGAUACCUAUGACUUCUUCUGAUACUCAGACAGCAGCAGAUUGGGAUCCAUUGAGUCACCAUCAGAGUGGUUUGGCUGGUGGUGCUGCGAAAAAUCUGGAUCUUGAUGAUGCAGGGAGGUAUUCACCUCUUGCUAGCAGGAAUUCAGCAGCUCAUGAUACUCCGACACAUUUUACAGCACAAGCUAUUCAUUAUGGUGAAGAAACAACCAAUAAACAAGUCAUGUUUCGCGACCCUGUCAGCAACAGUGAGAUGGAUGAUCCUGAAGCAGAGGGACAACUGAACGAGAGAGAACCUCCAACUAAUUGGGGAUCAGGAAACCCUGUAUACUCAAAUACAUUGGAUGAUCCUGGCUCCUCAUAUUCUCCUUACCUACCUCCAGUUCUUGAAGAACCUUCUUCUUCCUUUUCUGAGGCUGCAGAUGAUGAUCCAUUACCAGCAAUAGAGGGCCUCCAAAUUUCAGGCGAAGCACUUCCAGGAAGAGAACUCCAGGCAUGCGGAUACUCCAUCAAUGGAACAACCAGUUGUAAUUUUGAGUGGGUACGGCAUUUGGAAGAUGGAUCUGUUAAUUACAUUGAAGGAGCAAAACAACCAAACUAUCUAGUUACUGCUGAUGAUGUUGAAACCUACCUUGCUAUAGAAGUCCAGCCUCUGGAUGACAGGAAGCGCAAGGGGGAGCUUGUAAAGGUCUUUGCAAAUGAGCACAAAAAGAUCAGAUAUGAUCCUGAGAUGCAUGAACGCAUACAGAAGACUCUUUAUAGUGGCCAUGUUUCGUAUAAAGUAGGCCUUUCGACUGGAUUUAUUGAUAUAUGGGAACCAGCUACUUUGGCCAUCAAGAGGGAGGGCUACAGUUUCAAGAGUGAAUCUGGGGGUGUGGUUGUCACUGAGAAGUUUUCACCAACCAUAAGUGUUACAAUUCCCUACGGACAUGCUUUAGAAUUUAUAUUAACUGAUUCUACUGGCCAUCAGUAUCUCUUACAAGCAGGUGACAGCUCAACAGAUAUCAGCUAUGCAAGAGAUACAAUUGUUCUCACGUUGAGAUUAUUUAUCAAACAGUUUGGUGAAAGAAAGAAAGGAAAGAAAAGAAGUAUAUUUUUCAACAAGUGAGGGAACAACAUUUUUUGAGACGUCAAGCCUGGGAAUAGCAUUCUGAACUUGAUGAAUCCUGUGUACAAUCUGUUGUAUGCAAUGAGCUUGAGUUGUAAUUGCAAGUGCAUUAGUGCUUAUUUCUUGUCAUACUAGUCUCUCAGCUUACUCUAUUUUGUAAUUAGAAACUCAUUUUAAAGGAAAGAGAAACUGCGUUGAUUGGGGAAGUUAACCCGAUGUAGCCAUGAAGAUCGAGGUGGCUUUUACGAAA
Molecule: messenger RNA, 2754 nt
Organism: Populus nigra (black poplar)
Lineage: Eukaryota; Viridiplantae; Streptophyta; Magnoliopsida; Malpighiales; Salicaceae
Exons: 20
Coding region: 477-2504 (675 amino acids)
Cellular component (GO): plasma membrane
Source: RefSeq, a predicted model, not a curated record